Cooperia oncophora is the source of this 381-nucleotide messenger RNA. NCBI's taxonomy places the organism in Eukaryota, Metazoa, Nematoda, Chromadorea, Rhabditida, Trichostrongylidae. The record is from the annotation of a GenBank genome assembly.
AUGGUCGCCGAUCUGCCGCUUGACACGAGGAAGCCAUCGUUGGCAGCAGCAUAUGCGAGAGCCAGAGGUGGGCUCUGCUCUUUCUCAUUGGUAAGCCGUGUCUCUGAGGCCAUCAGUCCGAGGUAUCGCAUUGCGAUUAUGGACGGAUGGGACGGCAAGGACACGCGCUUCACUAAUCCUUGUUCUUCAAACCAACAACUCAUUCUACGAUGUUGCGGUAAUCAAGUGAAAGCCGAGAGACUCGAUAGUAUUUUCUUUGGAAUACGUUGUGGGGGACCUCAAGGGACCACUGCCUGGCCUAAAAGUAAUCAAUCCGCAUUUUAUGUCUCAAAUGCAAUCCAACUUUCCAAACGACACUAUGUAACGCCUGGCCGGCGAUGA